AGAUGUGUGAGAUAUAUUUAUUUUUUUGAUGAUUUUGACAUUGGUUGUUUGAUAUGAGUUAGGGUUUAUGAUUUUCAGAUCUGGGUUUUUUUUGGAGGGUUUUAUUUAUGUGUGGCAUUAUGAUAUUUUUAUGAUGAAAUUAUUGUAUACUAGUUUAUGAUUGGUACAUGAGUUCAAUCAAAAUUAGGUAGUUCUUUUGGAUUUAAGAAGUUGAGUUAUACAUAAGAAGUUGCCCCAAAAUAUCUGAAUAGAGAAAAGCUUGCUGUGCCACAUAUUAUUUGACAAACUUGGCCACUGUCCACCAUUAAGAAGUCCCUUAUAGUAGGUCCCCUUGCUUUUUAUUUUUUUAUUUAAUAAAUAAAUGAAAUUAAGUACCCCAUGCUAUUUUCUGCACUGGGUAGCUGCUGGAUUUCUGCACUGGAUAGCUGCUGCUUGCAACGUGUGGGCUACUGUUUUCUUAUUCUGCACUAAUUUCACGCUCGGCAUUGGGUUUAGUUGGCUGCACUGGUUUUAGUUUUGUUGUAGUUUAGCUCUAGCUGCAUGUACUGUUUUGGUUUCCCUUGACUAACCCCAGGGUCUAUACUUCUUUGUAUACAAACUAUAUCAAUAAUAUAUCUAUCUUUACCUCAGAAAAAGUCCCCCAUGCUAUUUAGAUUAGUAUGUCAACUUCACUAUUUUGAAUGUUGAAGGCUUUGAAAAAGGCAUGCUUGAUGAAGCUUUUGAUAAUUUGGUUAAUGAUGAAAAGGCAGUAAGGGCCUUUAUGGCUAAAAAUGACAGGAUGAGAAAGCUUUGGUUGGAGAAAUUUUUCAAAAAAAACCUUCUAACUUGAAGUUGCUGGAUACGUUGUGUGAAACAUGUUAGUGGUACCAUGGUAUUCUUUAGGUUAUUAAUAAUUAUGGAACAAUUCCAUAUUUUGGAAGGUUAUGUGUUAAUGUUAUCUAUAUUGUCAUAGUCUUUGGGUUUUGUUAUUGUAAGUGUGCUUAUGGAUGGUUAUGCAACACUGAUUGACAUGUUUUGGAUUUAUUAUGGAAUAAUGUCAUAUUUUGGAUUCAUUAGUAUUAUGAUAAUGUUAUAUUUUGUCUAGAAAUAUUUUGCAGGUGUUUAUUUCUUCUUGUGAUCUUAUUUAUUGAUACCUGGAAUGGUGUUCAAUUUGAGAUGUUAUACAAACUUCCCUUUCCUUACCAAGCUUGUUUCUUCUAAUAUCUAUGAUUGUAUAUGUCCAGCUAAGACUUAUGCCAUAUUUGUACCAAAUCUGCUUAUGAAUGCAAUUGUUGAACAACUUGAAGCAGUUUUCAACAAUUUUGGGCCUAUUAAGCAUAAUGGUAUUCAAGUUAGAAGUAGCAAGGGAACAUGUUUUGGUUUUGUGGAAUUUGAAUCUGCCAGUUCGAUGCGAAGUGCUAUUAAGUUAACAAUGACAGAGGGAGGUUUUCAGGACAUGCUGGUUAUCGAAAUGAAAACUUUAGGGGCCGUGGAAACUUCAGUGGUGGAAAUUUUAGCAUAGGUGGGAGAAAUGACUUUGAUAGGCUAUUUGAUUUCUUAAAUCGAACUCGUGGUAAUGCUAGACGAAAUGAAGAAACUGGCCAUAGGGUCUACAAAAAUGGAGGAGGAAAAGCCACACGCCAAGCCAGUCAAGGCAGCAUGAGCUAGGUUGUGACUGCUCCUUUUGCUCCAGUUUUGUUGAUAAUUGUACUUUUGUCUUUUGAUUAAAUAGGAAGUUUAGUGGGGAUUUUUGGGAAUUAGCAUAGUAAGGAGGUUGUAUAUAGUAAGUUAACUAACGUUUCAAAUGAUUAAGGAAAAUAACAUCUCGAGUUUUAGAAACUCGAGACCUAUUUAAAAAUCGACUAUUAGAAACUCGCUUUACCACUGCUGUGCAAUUGCUGAGUCGGACUAAAAUUCCACAUAGAUCUCGAGUCUUAAAGACUUGAUUUCUACAAAAUAAAAAUCGAGUCUUAAAGACUCGAUUUUCUAGUGCAAAAACGUUUUAAUACUAAUAGAUAUCGAGUAUUGGAAACUCGAUAUUUAAGUAAAAUUUGCAUAGAACUCGAGUCUUAUAGAGUCGAGUUCUGUUGGGAAAAAUUUUAUAAACUUACACGCAUUAGUCUACAAAAUUCACAGAUAAUUAUCAGCCCUUACUCUUACCCAUAACACUCAGCCUCACUAACUCACUGCCUCACUCACCCAUAACUCUCACACCACAUUGCCUCUCACUUUCACUCACCACAUUGCCUCUCUCACUGCUCCUCCCUCUCAACAAAUUCAUAUUUGAGUUAAGGGUUUUUUGAUUUGAUUGUCAUUAUAGUUGGGUAUUAUUUGUUGUUGGGUGUGGGUUAAAGAGUUUGACUCUUUAUUUUGUAGAUAGUUAACAUAACUUAGUUAAGAUACUGAUAUUGUGAAUUAUAGAACUUUGUUUUGUUACUGUUAAUUUUUUGAGUAUUUAUUUGCAUGGUUUUUGUUAUCAUUAUUUUAUUCAUCA
Quercus robur (English oak) is the source of this 2473-nucleotide messenger RNA. RefSeq names its product nuclear transport factor 2-like. The transcript is spliced from 3 exons. The record is from RefSeq and is a predicted model, not a curated record. Gene Ontology annotation, molecular function: mRNA binding. Gene Ontology annotation, cellular component: ribonucleoprotein complex; cytosol. NCBI's taxonomy places the organism in Eukaryota, Viridiplantae, Streptophyta, Magnoliopsida, Fagales, Fagaceae. Bases 1139 to 1501 code for a protein of 120 amino acids.